Beta vulgaris subsp. vulgaris (sugar beet) is the source of this 753-nucleotide messenger RNA. RefSeq lists its product as hypothetical. NCBI's taxonomy places the organism in Eukaryota, Viridiplantae, Streptophyta, Magnoliopsida, Caryophyllales, Amaranthaceae. The transcript has 2 exons. The record is from RefSeq and is a predicted model, not a curated record. Bases 124 to 567 code for a protein of 147 amino acids.
AAGGAUCCACAUGGCCCGAAAUAACAUCGACUUGCCUCCUAUUUCAAAUCAAUUUCUCUCAACUUUUCACACUUUCAACUUAAAAUUCCAAAUUUGACCAUCAAAUUCCGCAGCAUUUUGAGAAUGGCAGCCGUUCCACAAACAUCAGCAAACCUUUCGGGGCUAAAAUCUUCUUGUGCUCAACUUGCACCCAGAAAACUCCGGCCAUUUCAGGUAAGAUGCAAGGGGGAUGCAAAACUGGAGGCACCCAAACAACUGUGUGUCACCCGAAGAGAUGCAUUGAUUUGUUUGACCACUUUGUCAGCGAGUGGGAUUGGUAUAUCAUCACCUAAAGUUGCUGAAGCACGUAUGACAAAGGAUGAAAUCCGGCGGAAAAUCAAAGAGAAGUUUGAGAUGUUGAGAGAAAAAGCUGGCCUCUCAAGGCGAAAAGAAAACGACAAGGAAAAGUCGCCUUCAACACCACCCUCCACGAAGAAGGAGAAGAGUCUUCCAUUAGAGCCACCUCCGUUGCCACUUCCAAAUCCUCCCCAAGGAUUUAAAAAAUCACUGGUAGAAGUAACUUUGUAAUAAUCACCAGUAACUGAAACAGAGCUGUAAAGUUUUCAAUCUAUGUGGCAACAUGGAUGCCUCUAGUUUGGCAAGUUUAUGCAGCUGUUUUCUAGAGUUUGCCUGUAUGGCUUAAAGCUGGUUCGCUCCCUUCUGUAAGGAAUUCUUUACUGUUACUCAUGAGAAAAAACCUUUUACUGUUUGUAA